AUGCCUGUCAUCUUACUUUCUAAUAUCGAUGUGGAGAAAGGUCUUUGUAACGGCAGCCAAGGCACGGUCAUUGGUUUCGUACCGCGUCUGAAGGACGACCUCAAGGAUCCAAAUCCCAAACAUUACAAGGGCGAUCAGGUUGGCUACGAUAUAGCGAAAGCACGUUGCAAGCAAAUCGGAGUCUUCAAAGCGAAUCUGGACACGAAACUAUACCCCGAAGUUCGGUUUUCCAACGGCGAACGCCGCGUUAUUGGCCCUGAUUGCAGCUUUUACAAUGUUGUUACUUGUUGA
Colletotrichum aenigma is the source of this 291-nucleotide messenger RNA. RefSeq lists its product as uncharacterized. NCBI's taxonomy places the organism in Eukaryota, Fungi, Ascomycota, Sordariomycetes, Glomerellales, Glomerellaceae. The coding region runs from base 1 to 291 and encodes 96 amino acids. The record is from RefSeq and is a predicted model, not a curated record. The transcript has 3 exons.